CACCCUGGAGACCCAGACCUCGGCUUUCAAAGCGGACCGGGUGGGAAGAGCUGUUUAUAUAAACACGGAUUCCGCUGUAAACGCGCUAAUAUCCUCGCCGCCAGCUCAUGGCGAGCGCUUCCCACGUCCACUCCUAGGAGCGGCGUGCCCGGCUGCCCCUCAGUUCUCAGCCUGUCCUGCCCCCGCCUCCUUCCCCUCUUAGACCAUGGCCACCUCUGGACGUCUCAGCUUCACCGUACGCAGCCUCCUGAAUUUACCCGAGCCGGACGCGCAGCACCGGCCCAGGCGGGAGCCAGAGCCACGCACCCCUGGUGCGGACCACUGGCUGGAGUCUGAGCGCAGCCACUAUCCCUCCUCGGACGAGAGCAGCCUGGAGACCAGCCCGCCAGACUCGCGGCGGGUGUCCUCUCAGCUUACGUCUCGGGGCUCGGACGCCGAGAAGAGGAAGAAACGGAGGGUGCUGUUCUCUAAAGCGCAGACACUGGAGUUGGAGCGACGCUUCCGGCAGCAGCGCUACCUAUCUGCUCCUGAGCGUGAACAGCUGGCGCGCCUGCUCCGCCUCACGCCCACUCAGGUCAAGAUCUGGUUCCAGAACCAUCGCUACAAGUUGAAACGGGCACGCGCACCGGGAGCCGCGGAGUCGCCAGACCUGGCAACCUCUGCUGAGCUGCACCCUGCGUCCGGCCUGCUGCGCCGCGUGGUGGUGCCCGUGCUGGUGCACGAUGGGCAGCCAUGCAACAGCAACAGUGAGGCCGGCACCGCGUCGGCCCAGGACAAGUACAGCUAUCCCGCGUCCGCGGCCUGCCCUUUGCCGGGCUACACGGCCUUCGGGCCCGGCUCGGCGCUCGGCCUCAUCCCCGCCUACCAGCAUUUAGCGCCCCCCGCCUUGGUCUCCUGGAAUUGGUGAGGCCACACGGGGUACUUGGGGGCUAUCCCAGACUUUGGAGCGCGCUGUGUAACCGCUGUAAGGCUACAGCCAAAGACCUAUAGCUGUCCGGAACCGCUCUUUGCAGGCCCCUUCCCUGCAGGUCCCACUUCGGGGAACUCUCUCUAGCCGUCGCGGAAGCACACGCAGUGAACUUUCUGCAAGAUCCUCCCUUUUGCUAAGAUCUCCCUUUCCCUGGACCUCCAACCCCAGACCUAGAUUUUACUGAGUCUUAUUUGUAUAUUUUAAAUAGCCAUUUGUAUGGGAAGCGACUUA
Ictidomys tridecemlineatus (thirteen-lined ground squirrel) is the source of this 1201-nucleotide messenger RNA. RefSeq names its product NK2 homeobox 8 (gene Nkx2-8). Gene Ontology annotation, cellular component: nucleus. The record is from RefSeq and is a predicted model, not a curated record. Gene Ontology annotation, molecular function: DNA-binding transcription factor activity, RNA polymerase II-specific; RNA polymerase II cis-regulatory region sequence-specific DNA binding. Lineage: Eukaryota; Metazoa; Chordata; Mammalia; Rodentia; Sciuridae. Gene Ontology annotation, biological process: regulation of transcription by RNA polymerase II; cell differentiation.